Messenger RNA from Cygnus olor (mute swan), 5362 nucleotides. It is a transcript of the gene FAM184B, whose product is annotated as family with sequence similarity 184 member B. Bases 1459 to 3663 code for a protein of 734 amino acids. The record is from RefSeq and is a predicted model, not a curated record. The transcript has 12 exons. NCBI's taxonomy places the organism in Eukaryota, Metazoa, Chordata, Aves, Anseriformes, Anatidae.
ACCAUAUAUUAGCAGAGUUGAACUUUUGUGUGUACACAUCUUAUUAGAUACCAGGCAAUGGAGUGUCCUUAUGCCAUAGUCACAGAAAAAGUUCCAGUCCCAGGCAGCAGCAUCUUUGACAUUAAUGUAAAUUAAUGAAGAUACCACACUUAGUCAUUACUUUGUGCAAAGAUUAUGUUUCUUACCUUUUCUUAUUAAUGUUCUUUCGGGGCUAAAUUCUCUUCCCUGCUUAGUACCUAGCUUUGACUGUGACCAUCUUCAUUUUUCUUCCUGGUGUUUUCUUUCUGCAAGUUUCUCAGUCAGUCUUCACUCUCCUGGAGUGAAGAUUCUGCCUCCAAAGCUUUAGAGUCCCUCUUUUUCUCCCAGCAGUUAAAGGGUUUGGUUUCUCUGUCCCAAGGUCUUCUUACAUCUCCUCACUCCUCCCUCUCCCCCCUGCUGCCUGCAGGUAUUCUUCUUCUGCCCAAUCUGUUUCCUCUUGGACUGCUUAUUCUUAACAGGACCUUAUCCCUUUUUGUCCUCAUGGAGGAUUUCCCUUUUUCUGCAGAUUCCUUUUGCUCUGCCCUUAGCUGACACUGGAUAAUUCUUCUUCCCAAUUCUGAUCACAAGAAGCUCUUUUUCAAAGCCACGGCAAGCAAAGUGGAAGCUUCUAGCCCCAGAAGGACAGAAGGUACUGCUAGAAGCGUGGUCUUUUUCAAGAGAAUGAAUAGCUGCAGAUGAAGAAAAAAAGCCCAGCAAUAUUGUCCAUUUUCUUCAGGCUACUUUCCAAUGUGUUUAGUGCAACUGAGGGGAACUGGCCAGUCUCUGGAUACAGCAGGCUGACCUGCUCCGGGACACCUUUCUGGGGCUUAGCUGUGUGUUUGAGGUGGCAGAACUGCUUCAUUCUGCUUUCAGCAGAGCAGCAAAAAUUGAACUAGCUUUCCUUCACCACUUUAUUGGUCCAUCUGGGCUUAGAGAGGAUUGCCAAAUUAGCAGAGCUUGUGAAAGGUGCCAUAAUCCUCCUCUGACGACCCCUGUGAUCCUUCAGCAGUCCAGGAAGGCAACAUGACUUAAUCUGCAGACGAUCUCUCUUAUUAGAUCCCCAGCAACGGCUGUGCCGCUGCCUGGCUGGCUGGCUCAGUGUAUCCUGUGGGGAAUUUGUAGCAUCCAGCCGCUGGCAUCUUCUCCUGGCGGAAGCUCAACCAUUUGAAAAGAAGGGGAGGAAAAAAAAAAAAAAAAAAAAAAAACACCACGAUCAGGAGGCUUGCACAUGCUGUUCUCUGCCUCCUCGCCUGGGUGUUUUGCUGAAGGACUGGGACAUCUGCACAGAAGGGAGAGAAGCAGCUGCUGCAGCUUGCCCUGUUUGGGGCUGAAGUUCCUCCAGUGCUGCGGGGGUUUGAGUGUGGGGAGGCGAGCAGCGAGGACAGGCUCGCACUGCCCGGAGCAUACACAAACGGACUUGAUUAAAAUAUUUCCAGCCUAAUGGCCUCUGGCAUAAACAAGCUUCAUCAGCCCGGGACUUGCAAUGGAUCUAAAGCCCUUCACAGCAGCUCGGCGGAAGGAUGCAAUAAGGAAAUUCACAUGAAAAUGUGCAAGAAGAUUGCCCAGCUCACCAAGGUGAUAUAUGCCCUGAACACUAAGAAUGAUGAACACGAGGCUAGUAUACAGGCUCUGAGAGAUGCUCAUGAAGAAGAAAUUCAACACAUUCUUGCUGAGACAAGGGAAACAAUUCUCCAGUAUAAAAGCAAAGCUGAAGAAGAACAAUUGCUGAGGAAACAUAUUCAAGCCCUUGAAAUUGCAGUAGAACAACAUAAGAGACUAAAGGAAGAAGCCUUGGCAGAGUUAAUAUUGUGCAAGCAGCAGGUGGAAGAGAGGGAACUGAGGACAGAAGUACAACAGGCACAGAUGGUCCUUUCCACAGACACAGUAGAUACUAAUGCAGACUUUGAAAACAAACUUCUGCAUUUAAAUCGUGAGUCUCAAGGACUGAUGAAUGAAUGUAAAGCAUCUAGGAGACAAAACUUAGAUAGAAAAGAAAUUUUAGAUGAAAAAUACAAUGUGGAAGGACAAGCUGUAGUAAAUGAGAUGGAAAACCUGGAGAGUGAGAACCAGAGAGCAAUUAAAGAAUAUACCCAGAAAACAAGCCAGCUGCAAGCUUCCUGUGAGAGAGAAAAAGAGACUUUGAAAAAGUCUAUGCAGCAAUCCAUGGCAGAAACAAAGAAUUGUCAGCAAAGAGAAAUGGAGCAAAGGAAGAGCCCGGAGGCUAAGGAAGGUUUUUUGCUGCAGCAAGUAAAGAAGCUGGAGGCAGACCUAGAGGAGAAAAGCCAGAAGAUAAAUGAGAGGAAGAAGCAUUCCCAGAAGCUGAAAGAGAGAAUACAGGAGCUCCAGACACAGCUAGAUGAAUUUAAAAAAAACUCUGAGCAUGAAAUAAAGCAACUAGAGAAAGAGAAAGAAGCCCUAACUGUGAAACUUCAAAACUCUUCACUUGAGGUGGCUCAGCUGAAGCAAAUAUUAGACCAACAAGCAAAUAAUUUCAAGGAGUCAUUGAAGAAGCAUAAUCUACAGUCCAACAAAGAAAAAGAGAAGCUUUUGCAGGAUCUUCAAAGCACCAUUAAAGAAAACCAGAAUGUUAAACUGCAACUGGAGGCAUCACAUCAAAAAGUCUUAAAAAUGUUGGAGAAAAGCAAAAAACAGGAACUCAAGGAGGCAGAAGAGCGUUUGAAAAAGGAAUUUAAUGAGACUUUCAAAAUCCAACAUCAGUCUCAUAGGCUGGAAAUGCAAACCUUGGAAGAGAAAGCAAAGAAAGAAUUACAUGAUGAACUCGAGCAGAUACAGAAGCAGCAAACUCUAUUGCUAGUCUGGUUGUUACUAGGAUCUCUAAGGAUGGAACUUUCCGAGCAGCAGACAUCGUGCACUAAUCUCAAAAAACAAAUAGAAGAGCUCCAAAUGGAGCUGAAGAGUGUGAGGACACUGAAGAAGCAACAGGAAGGAAGUAGCCAGAGCCAGAUCAGAUCUCUUCACGGUGAACUGGAAAAAUGUCAGAGUGAAAUUUCUGAGCUCAAGAAAGAGAAUUUACUUUUGAAGGACACAAUGGAACUACUCAGAGCUGAGUUGGAGUCACAGAAGCAAGAAGCUGCACAGCUUCAGGACAGGGAGAAACAGCUCAAAAGACUUAAGGAAUUAGAAGAAAAGACAAGAAAGCAGGAGUCCAGACCAGAAGAUAUACAACUUAUAAGCUGCCUGCAAGAUAAACUAAGUGAGAGAGAAGAGAUUAUUAAGCAGCUGGUGGAAGGAAGAAAAUUUCACCAUUCACUUUUAGCCAAUGCUGAAUCUUACAGGAAUCGAUCAUUUUCUUUCAACCCUAAUCAAGGAUGCUUGACUCCUUCUACAAAGCAGAAGAGACCAGUGGAGGUGCCCAGCCGUGUUGUCAGUGUUCCAAAUUUAGCUUCCUAUGCAAAGAGCCUUUUGAGCUGUGACUUGAGAUCAAAAAGAAGUGCUCCUCAAAUAACAAAGUCUACAAGCUUAGACCGGAGUCCUGGCUGCCUCAGAGUGGGCUCUCCACCAGCACAGACCUCCGACAGCAGUGCUGCCACAAGGACACACGGCAAUGAACCACCACAAGCUAAAGAUGACCAAACCCAAGACCCUCAGCAUCAAGAAUGGUUUACUAAAUAUUUUUCAUUUUAAAGCAAGUUUACUUACUCCUCAGAAUUACUAGAAAAGCUGUUUCUGUUUUCUCCUAGGGAAUGAUAAUGCAAUAUGUGAUUUAUGAAAAAAAAUCCAACAUGAUUUCCAAGUAAAUAAUUAGGAACAACUGUGCUUAUAUCAAAUUAAAAUGAAAUUACAGGCAUGGAUUUCAGUAAAAUGCAUUUUUUAACAAUCUCUGUGAAAAAAAAAAAAAAGAAAAAAAAAAAUCUGCAUUUUGUUACGUGAAAAGACUUUUUAUUCAAGAGAAUGUACCACUCCACAAUUACAUGAAAUAUGCAAUUUGUUCUCUGAGAUGUCCUGUCAGAGGGACCCCAACUGAAGACGUUACUUACGUACUUCCUGUAGGCUAUAUACUUGCUUCAUCAGCUGCUUAAAAUCAUUUCUGCAUACAGUAAGGCAAUUUUGUAUUUGUAAGGUUUUUUUUUUUGUUAAAUUUGUUUUAUGCUGUACAGCAUGUGACAUACAACCAAGAGCAGCAUGCUUAUAGCCAUCUGUUUUAGAAACACUUUAUGGUUUGCUUAAUAAACCGUUUUGUAUAGUCAGUAUUGCCAUGUUUUCCUGGUGCACUUCCAACACAUGUAAUGACCAAUCAGCCUAAUAAAUCGGGAUAAUAUGUAAGUAUGAACAUUAAAACUUGCUUGUAAACCAAUGAUUUCCAUGUUUUGCAAAAUAGUGUUAUGAUAAAGUGUGAGACUGAUAUACUCAGAGGUUCCAGAUUUAUGGGAGCUGCAUGUUUGCAAUUUUGUACGAUCAAUAUUGUUCUCAUGCCCACUGAAAUGAAAAGUAGGUGGAUGACUAAAUUUAUGAAAUCAUGCCAACCAACUCAUUGCUGGGGAGGAAAGGUGUUAUUCUUAAAAGAAGGCACCCAUAAAGAAAUUAACUUUCAGAUAGUUCCUCAGCAAACAUGAAAGAAAGGGAACCGCACAACCAGCAGCCUAGUGUUUUAAGAUAGGGUAGCUCCGAUUCAACUGCUGAAGGACUUGAGCCCUGGUUUAGGCCCCAGCUACAUAAGAAAUUUUAUAUAUGCAGAGGCAUACGCCCAUCCUAACACCUCUUAUAUCCAACAGCCAGCAAGUGUUGUACCAACAGAUGCAAGAGCUUACUAUCAAACAGCCACUGUACAUCUCCCAUGGCGAAAAGGUGGCAGAACGGGUACAAUACAGGCCAGUAUUUUUAUCCCAGUUGUCAUAAUAGAUUUAUUUCUGAAGUAAACUGCUGGGUUUGGAAAGAGACUAUGACAUCAGAUUUGGCAAAAAGACAUUUUUAAUACACAUAAUUAAGAGGCGGAUAGUAAACUGGUGCACAGUCAGGAACACUGAGGAGUGCCUUGGCAAUUGUGAGAUCAGAAAUAUACAGGGCUAAGUUUCUCAUCAGAUUUUUCAACCACUGUACCCCAAAAUCUUUUAAAACACGUAAAUUCAAUAUAUAGUCACUAAUUCUAACUUCUAGAGUCACAAUAUCCUAAUUUCUUAACACUGUUCCCAAAAAGGAGCCUCUAACACAUCGUUUUCCUGGCUAUAUGGGUGAAUUAAGCUCAUUGCCUUGUAAUACAGAGACAGAAUUCCUCUGUUACCUCUACCUCCAAACCCUUUUUUUGGCUGUGUUUAUAUUACUAAAUACUGCACCUUGGUAGAAGCUGCUUCUGUAGACUGGAACAGUGCUGACGACCCAACACCCA